AUGAGUGAUGCAACAAUUCCAUCUUCUUCCUCCAACCCUUUGGUUUCUAGGUUGGACCGUUUAGAUUUCUUGAUGAAAUAUUUGGAGAGAAGAACAAAGUUCCAAGGAUUGGAAAGCAACAAUGAUAUUACUGCUAAUUUUUAUGGGGGAGUAGUGGACAGGAAUGGCUGUAUACCAAUGGAUUUGGCAUUGAAAGAGGUUCAGUUCAAAGGGUCUUUGGUGGAUCGAGUGGCGGCUCUCGAAAGCAGGCUUUUUCAGCUAUGCUUAGACAUAGAAUCAAGUGGUACGUCACGGGCUUCAUCAUCAGGCACUUCUUCUCAAACAUCUGGUGACACUUCUAGUCACCCUUCCAGAGGAGAAUCGUCUUGUUCAUUGCCAACUUUUAACCCUCCCAAUCCCAGUUAUGGAAGUACAAGAAUAUCCCAAGUCCAUGUCAUGAGUACCACUCAUGAAAUUGAGAUUUGA
This is a messenger RNA of Morus notabilis, 465 nucleotides long. RefSeq lists its product as uncharacterized. Lineage: Eukaryota; Viridiplantae; Streptophyta; Magnoliopsida; Rosales; Moraceae. The transcript has 4 exons. The record is from RefSeq and is a predicted model, not a curated record. The coding region runs from base 1 to 465 and encodes 154 amino acids.